Messenger RNA from Eleginops maclovinus (Patagonian blennie), 1576 nucleotides. It is a transcript of the gene aimp2, whose product is annotated as aminoacyl tRNA synthetase complex interacting multifunctional protein 2. The record is from RefSeq and is a predicted model, not a curated record. The transcript is spliced from 4 exons. NCBI's taxonomy places the organism in Eukaryota, Metazoa, Chordata, Actinopteri, Perciformes, Eleginopidae. Gene Ontology annotation, cellular component: aminoacyl-tRNA synthetase multienzyme complex. Bases 141 to 1124 code for a protein of 327 amino acids.
CCUGUGUUACCGCGAGAGUAGUCCAGUAGCCGCUGCUGCUGCCUGUCAACAUCACACAGCCCUGAAGAGCCUGUCUGGGUCCGACUGUGAUUACAUUUUUAACUGUUUUGUCUCUGACAGAGCGUUUACUGUCCUCCAACAUGUCCAUGUACCAGGUAAAGCCCCUUUGUGGAAGCCUCCUAAAGCCCGAUUUACCAACCUGCAUGUACACUUUACCAAAUAUCCACACGCAGCAAGGGAACAGCUGCACCUCUGAAGUAUGCUCUGAACACGCGCUGCAGAAUGGCGAGGUGGAUCCAGCAGUCAAAGCUUUGGAAGCGAGGCAGGAUGAGAUCUUGAGAAAACUGUACGAGCUGAAAGCAGCUGUGGAUGGCCUUGCCAAGACGGUGACUACCCCUGACGCCGAUCUGGACCUGACAGUCAGCAGCAGCCUCUCCUCCGACAGCCCCAGCUCCACAACCUUCAAAGGAGUCACAAAUCUGGACACACUACUGGGCAAGGACCUCGGUGCUCUUCGUGACAUUGUAAUAAACGCCAAUCCGGCACAGCCACCCCUCACCCUGCUGGUGCUCCACAGCGUGCUGUGUCAACGCUAUCGGGUGCUCUCUACCGUCCACGUCCACUCCUCAGUUUCCAAUGUGCCGCCACAGCUCCUGUCCUGCCUCGGCCCACGUCAUGCAGACAGCUAUGCCCGCCAGAUGUUCCAGCUGGGCUUCACCCUCAUAUGGAAAGAUGUCCCCAAACUGCAGAUGAAGUUCAGUGUUCAGAACAUGUGUCCUAUCGAGGGAGAGGCCAACGUGGCGCGAUUCCUCUUCAAGCUGCUGUCUCCCUACCCCAGUGACGCUGCUCUCGCCACACUGGUGGACAGCUGGGUGGACACGGCUUUCUUCCAGCUGGCAGAGGGCAGUGCCAAGGAGCGGGCCGCAGUCCUGCGGGCCCUUAACUCUGCUCUGGGCCGCAGCCCCUGGCUGGCCGGGCAGGAGUUCUCCCUGGCCGAUAUUGCGUGCUAUUGCUGCGUGUUGCAAAGCGGCCCCGCCUCCUCUACUCCCAAUAAUGUCCAGCGCUGGCUCAAGUCCUGUGAGAACCUGGGCCACUUCAGCCCUGCCAAGCUAUUUCUGCAGUGACUGGGGCUGGGACACCUGAAGGGUGUUUUAUCAGAGCAAAGUGAGAAAAGGGCAUUAGAAUAUUAAAUAUCCCAGCCAUGUCUGGAACAACCUCUAAUGCUUCCCUCCUUACUGUAAUAUAUCACUGACAAAGACUCAGUAGAAGCAAUAUGGUAGACGGUUAAAGUAAAUUAAGAGUAUAUGUCACCGCCAUGCUGCUUUUGUACAACAAAGAGAUUCUAAGGCUAUUUUUUGCAAGGGAGGAAGCAUGAGAGGUCUGAAGAGACAAGGGUUUAGGGAUUAAAUCAAAGAUACUGACAAAAUUAACACGCACUGUACACCUUCCACUUUGUGCCUCAGAUCCUGUUCUAAAUGUGUGUGGUGAUGGGUAUUACUCUGUGUUUUCUAAAGUAAUACUUUGCACCCGUUUUUCUGAAAUCAUUAAAACUACAACUUUGGAUCAAACUAUGAAA